This is a messenger RNA of Cataglyphis hispanica, 1404 nucleotides long. RefSeq lists its product as uncharacterized. Bases 149 to 541 code for a protein of 130 amino acids. The transcript is spliced from 4 exons. NCBI's taxonomy places the organism in Eukaryota, Metazoa, Arthropoda, Insecta, Hymenoptera, Formicidae. Gene Ontology annotation, biological process: septate junction assembly. The record is from RefSeq and is a predicted model, not a curated record.
GCAUUUCUGUCAAUCGUAAAAAUUGAGACUAGCCCCGACGCGCCUCCAUAAUGCGUGGUCGGUCUUCAGCAUCAGUCGUCAUUGAACCUCCGUCUCGCGAGCAGCCACGACCGUUCGUUCAAUCGAGAGCAUAAACACAUUAGACAAAAUGGCUACUGUCACGAGGUUGUCGAUCAUAAAAUCCCUUGAACUUCUCUUGGUGUGCAUCCUUAUCGGACUGCACUAUCACUCUUUCAAUGCGGGAGAUCAACAUACCGCGAUGAUAACGAUGGGCACAUUCGGCGGAUACUUGAUUAUCUUGGUCGGCUUGUUCAUCGGCAGCGUGAUGGGAACGCCGGUCAACCGUCGUGUGGACCUCUUCUUCUCGCUCGUUGGAUGCGCUCUUUUCGUGGCUACGGGCGCGCUUAACAUCGACUACUUCGACAAAAUCGCGCGCAAAUCAUCGUUUCGUGAUACCGGUUUGGCCAAAGGAUCUAUCAGUAUCAUCGAGGGCGCUAUUUUUCUCGCAGAUGCAUUCCUUACGUUUCGGGGGGAGAAUUGAGAUCUGAAUCGUUUUCAAGUACAAUAGAGGGACUGCACGGCCGGCUGUUCGGUGUUAACCACAUUCCGCAAUCGACGGAAAUCUUUUCUAUAAAGGAUAUACUGCCAAGAAGUUUCCUGAUAUAUGAAAGAAACUUCUUUUCUAGCCGGGUAGUCAAAUAUGGGAAAUAUUUAUACAGAAAUCCAGGAUUCGGGUCUUUUAUUACUUUUUUUUUUUUCAUCAAUUUUACACGCAUGCUUCUUUGUUUAAUUUGAUAACUUGUUAUAGAGAAUUCUAAUUUGAAAACCUAUAGGAUUUUUUUUUUUUAUAAAUUAAAUUAUUAAUUAGGCAGUUUUCUUCUGAAUAAGAAGAAAUUUUCGGGUUUAUUUAAGAGCCAGAGUUUUAAAUAAUAUAUUAUUGCGUUAGUACCUAACACCGAUGAUAGUACAAAACGUGCAGGGAUCACAAAAAUGAUAUAUAUGCGUAUUUUAUACAUAUAUAUAUAUAUAUAUAUAUAUAUAUAUAUAUAUAUAUAUAUAUAUGUUAAUAUUAAUAAGAGGCAGUCUCUUAGAAGCAGGCCAGUUGAUUCUAUAAUCGUUAAUAAUAAUGUACUGACAUUAUGCAAUUGUAAAUUUAAAUUAUGAUACUGUUAGAGUCUAACAAGAAUAGCAGCAACGGAAAAAAAAAGAAAAGAAGAAGAACAAUAAAUAUCAUGACAUGUUUUUCUAUAUGAUCCUAUUUGCGUGUGUAUUUCGAUGCUAAAUAUUCAUCGUGGCGAUCUCGAAUCAUUCAUUGUCUUUUCACAAAUAUUUGUGAAUAUUUAUCUUUUAUUUGUACGUUUUUACGCUAAGAUUUCAAUAAUAAAGGAUUAUAUAUGAACAGAA